AUGCUAUCACGGUCGUCAAAUGACCCUUUUACGGGUCACAUUGACUCUCUUGCCACUUUACAUGAAGUGAUGAGGUUCAUUCCAUAUAAUCGACGGACUCUUUGUGCUAUGCGUUGCGUAUCAAAGCCGUAUCGUCGGGCUGUGCAGCAUCCGAAAGGUCCUUGGGCAGCGCACGAGGAGAUCAUGAUGUCUAAAUACGGUCAAUGCAUUAUCUUUAAUGCUAAGGAAGAUGCUGAAGGACGCUCAAACUUUGGUCUGUGCUCUGUUUCACCAAUGGGGCGGAAGUUUAGGACAUGUAGCGCGAAUUUGCUGGGCCGUUACCACCAACUUGUAGCUGAUGGUCUCACUCGGCUUGUGUUGCACCAUGCGCAGAUUACUGUAGAGUUUUUUGAUGCACUUGGCCCUCUCAAAAAUCUAAAAAUACUUGAGUUGGUGGCGUGUCGGGAAAUUAAAGCUAUUGGAAAUGCCAGCCGAGCGGUAAAUUUGGAGUCACUAGAAGUAGACCUAUGCCCACUUGAACCUGACGGCGUUGCUGGUCUAUUACUACCAAAGCUAAAACGACUGAAACUUCACUCAUGUUUUGAUCUGUGUCAUCUAAAUAGUAUAGCCAAGGAGACAGCUGCCUCGCUGGAGGAGUUAUACAUAGAGAACUGUAACGUAUAUGAUCCAACUGGGAAGAAUUUUUUUGCAAAUCUCACUCCUAAACUACGAAUUCUUCAUGUGCCUGGAAAUCACAUUGAUACAGCACUUACAUGUAUUCAUGAGGUUGUUCGGGAACAAGGGCUUACAUCAUUGCACUUAAGAGAAACUCCUCUGCGGUUUGAAACACUUUGCGAGAUAGCUCCAUCGAUGCAUGAGCGAUUAGAGUUUCUUUCAUUAGAGUCUUGUACGGAGUUAGAAAGUUUUGAACCCUUAGGGAGACUUCAGCAACUCCGGUUUCUGGAUGUAUCAGGUUCAUAUCAUGGAGAGGGUUUGCAUUUUCUGACAUCCUGCUCUAAACUAGAGUUAUUUCGUAUGGCUAACGCUCAAAUAGAUAAUAUUGUGUUCCUUUCCUCAUUGCAAGCACUUCGUGUUUUAGAUGCACCAAACUCUCUACUUAAUGAUGCAUCUUUGAUGUUUCUAGAAAAACUCCCAAUGCUUGAUACAGUUGUUUUAACAGGUUGUAUUCUUAUCACAGAUGUGAAUGUAUUGUGGACAUGUCCACGAAUUCGACGUAUUUUCUGUACUCAAACAGGAGUUACAAAUGAAGGGAUAUCACUUUUAACUGAAUGCACUCAAUUAGAAGAACUUGAUCUUAAGUUGACAGCAGUUACUGAUGUUAAUUUUCUCGUUGCUUGUCCUUCACUAAAAUAUAUAAACGUUUGUAGUGCAGUGAGUAGUGCUGAAGGAGUUCAGGCACUUUUGAAUAAAAAGGGUUUGGAAGUUAUUUGUGACUCGUUUGAUAUUAGAAAUGACUUUGGUGAUAUGUAG
This is a messenger RNA of Trypanosoma theileri, 1470 nucleotides long. Its product is annotated as Leucine-rich, ribonuclease inhibitor subtype. Gene Ontology annotation, biological process: SCF-dependent proteasomal ubiquitin-dependent protein catabolic process. Gene Ontology annotation, cellular component: SCF ubiquitin ligase complex. The record is from RefSeq and is a predicted model, not a curated record. The coding region runs from base 1 to 1470 and encodes 489 amino acids. The transcript has a single exon. NCBI's taxonomy places the organism in Eukaryota, Euglenozoa, Kinetoplastea, Trypanosomatida, Trypanosomatidae.